Messenger RNA from Lepus europaeus (European hare), 6178 nucleotides. RefSeq names its product LIM domain 7 (gene LMO7). The coding region runs from base 114 to 5426 and encodes 1770 amino acids. The transcript has 31 exons. Gene Ontology annotation, molecular function: protein binding. NCBI's taxonomy places the organism in Eukaryota, Metazoa, Chordata, Mammalia, Lagomorpha, Leporidae. The record is from RefSeq and is a predicted model, not a curated record. Gene Ontology annotation, biological process: regulation of signaling; regulation of cell adhesion.
GGCACGGCGGCAGCGCGCGUGUCCUCGCAGCCCGCCGGGCCGAGCCGCGUGCGGACCCCGACCCCAGUGUGCCCGCUCAGUCUCUCCCUCUGUCUCCCUUUCUUGCUGCAGUCAUGGAAGGGGUGGAGGAGGCGGAGGCCGACUGCUCCGUGGCGUUCGCCGAGGCUCGGAGAUGGGUGGAGGCAGUAACAGAGAAGAAUUUUGAAACAAAGGAUUUCCGAGCCUCUCUAGAAAAUGGUGUCCUGUUGUGUGAUUUGAUCAAUAAGCUUAAACCUGGUGUCAUUAAGAAGAUCAAUAGACUGUCCACACCAAUAGCAGGUUUGGAUAACAUCAACGUUUUUUUGAAAGCUUGUGAACAGCUUGGAUUGAAAGAAGCCCAGCUUUUCCAUCCUGGGGAUCUGCAGGAUUUAUCAAAUCGAGUCACUGUCAAUCAAGAAGAGACUGAUAGGAGAGUGAAAAAUGUUUUGAUAACAUUGUACUGGCUGGGACGAAAGGCACAAAGUAACCCGUACUAUAAUGGGCCCUAUCUUAAUUUGAAAGCAUUUGAAAAUCUUUUAGGACAAGCUCUGACUAAGGCACUUGAAGACUCCAGCUGCCUGGCAAGGAGUGGCAGAGACAGUGGCUACGGUGACAUCUGCUUUCCCGAGCGUGGAGAAUUCUCUGCUCCUAGUGCUGGCAACCCGCAGCGAGAAGAUUCCUUUGAAAGCUUGGACUCUUUGGGGUCCAGGUCACUGGCAAGUGGUUCCUCUGACAUCACGUUGAGAGGGGCACGUGAGGGUUGUGAAAGUGACACGGAUUCUGAAUUCAUAUUCAAAAUGCAAGAUUUUAAUAAAGAUGACAUGUCCUAUCGAAGGAUUUUGGCUAUCGAACCCAAGUCUGCUUUACCAUUCAAUCGUUUUUUACCCAACAAAAGUCGACAGCCAACCUAUAUGCCAGCACCCUUGAGGAAGAAGAAACCAGACAAAAAUGAGGAUAACAGACGGAGCUGGGCAAGUCCAGUCUAUACAGAAGCAGAUGGAACGUUUUCAAGUAACCAGAGGAGGACUUGGGGCAGCAAGGUGCAGCACUGGCCAACUGUGCAAGAGACUCCCGGCUCCUCUUGUUAUUUGGAAGAGGCAGAAGAAAAGGCUACGAGCAUUCCCAGCACUCUAAAGGAUGAUCUCUAUGUGCGAAAGCUAAGUCCAAGUGUGCCAAACCCAGGGAAUUCUUUUGAUCAGUUUCUCCCAAAAUGCUGGACCCCAGAAGAUGUGAACUGGAAAAGAAUAAAAAGGGGGACUUAUAAGCCAUGGUAUAAAGAAUUUCAGGGAUUCAGUCAGUUUUUAUUGCUUCAGGCUUUCCAAACAUACUCUGAUGACAUCUUGUCUUCUGAAACAAAUGUCAGGAUUGAUCCCACUUCUGGCCCAAGGCUCAUAACACGCAGAAGGAAUCUCUCUCAUGCAGCAGGCCACGGAAGAGGGGACUUCGAGUUGUCAGCCCUGGAUCCUGACUUAGAAAACGAUGACUUCUUUGUCCGAAGGACAGGGGCUUUCCACGCAAACCCGUGCGUUCUUCGAGCCUUUGAGGACUUUAGGAGGUUCUCUGAGCAGGACGAUCCUGUGGAGCGAGACAUAAUUUUGCAGUGUAGAGAAGGGGAGCUUGUGCUUCCAGAUUUAGAAAAAGACGAUAUGAUAGUUCGGCGAAUCCCAGCACAGAAGAAAGAAGUGCCUCUGUCCGGGGCCCCAGAUAGAUACCAGCCAGUCCCUGUCCCUGAUCCCUGGACUCUACCUCCAGAAAUCCAAGCCAAAUUCCUGUGUGUACUCGAGAGGACGUGCCCACCCAGAGAAAAAAGCCCCAGCUGUAGGAUACUCGUUCCUUCAUUUCGGAGGAAGGACGAUGACAUGCUGACCCGCAAGAUCCGGUCUUGGAAGCUGGGGACCAGUGUGCCUCCAGUGAGCUUCACUCCUGGCCCCUGCAGUGAGGCCGACCUGCAGAAGUGGGAGGCCAUCCGCGAGGCCAGCCGACGUCGGCACAAGAAACGGCUGAUGGUGGAGAGACUCUUUCAAAAGAUUUAUGGUGAGAAUGGGAGCAAGUCCAUGAGUGAUGUCAGCGCGGAGGAUGUGCAGCACCUGCGUCAGCUGCGUUAUGAGGAGAUGCAGAAAAUCAAAUCACAAUUAAAAGAACAAGACCAGAAAUGGCAGGAUGACCUUGCAAAAUGGAAAAGUCGGCGGAAAAGUUACACUUCAGACCUGCAGAAGAAAAAAGAAGAGAGGGAAGAAAUUGAAAAGCAGGCACUUGAGAAGUCUGAGAGAAGCUCCAAGACCUUUAAGGAAAUGCUGCAGGACAGGGAAUACCAGCAUGAAAAGUCUGCAUUUACACUAAGAAGAAUGUAUUCCUCUGAUGAUGUGUUGAACAGUGAGGAGCAACCCGCAAGACUGAUUGUGUCAGAAGCAAGUUACCAGAGUGAGAGAGUGGAGAAAGGGCUAACUCCUACCCCAGCUCUGUCAGAAGCAAGCUAUUGGAGUGAGAGAGUGGAAAAAGGGCUAGCUCCUACCCCAGCUCUGUCAGAAGCAAGUUAUUGGAGUGAGAGAGUGGAAAAAGGACUAGCUCCUACCCCAACUCCAUCAGAAGCAAGCUACGGGAGUGAGAGAGUGGAAAAAGGGCUAGCUCCUACCCCAACUCCAUCAGAAACAAGUUAUUGGAGUGAGAGAGUGGAGAAAGGGCUAGCUCCUACCCCAACUCUGUCAGAAGCAAGCUACGAGAGUGAGAGAGUGGAGAAAGGGCUAGCUCCUACCCCAACUCUGUCAGAAGCAAGUUAUUGGAGUGAGAGAGUGGAGAAAGGGCUAGCUCCUACCCCAACUCUGUCAGAAGCAAGCUACGAGAGUGAGAGAGUGGAACAGAAGGGCUCAGCGUACCGUACAGAAAGUCCUAAAGAAGACUCGACAACUUUUACAAAAAGAGAGGACAGUAUAAUAGCUGAAUUCCAGCUUCCUUCUCAAAAGCCCACAGAAGAGCGUCCAACCUCUCUAUCUUCUGAACAUUCACUGCGCACACAAAUGGAGGCGACUCGAGUUUCAGCUUCUCUCCCCAGAAGCUACCAGAAAACUGAUACAGCCAGGUUGACAUCUGUGGUCACACCGAGACCUUUUGGCUUCCAGUCAAGGGGAACCUCAUCACUCCCCAGAUCUUACACGAUGGAUGAUAGUUGGAAGUAUAAUGGAGAUGUCAGAGGCUUUAAGAGCGUUGAAAAUAAUUCGAUCAGCACCUCUGCCCCCAAACCUGACACAAGUCACCUCUCAGGGAGUUUAUCCAUUGAGAGACAGGCAGCCACAGAAGAUGUGGUGAGACUGCCCUCUCCUACACCCUCCUUCUCGUCUCUGUCUCAAGACCAGACUGUCACCUCUAAAGCCACGCUGUCUACAUUGUCUGGCACCGAUUCCACGUCUGAGUUUGGAGAAGGGAGAUACUCACCACAAAGAGAAGUCUCCAGAUUGCAGGAUCAGUUUAGUGAUAUGAGAAUCAGCAUAAACCAGACGCCUGGGAACAGACUUGACUUUGGGUUUACAGUAAAAUGGGAUUUUUCCGGGAUCUUCGUAGCAUCCGUUGAACCAGGCAGCCCAGCAGAAUUUUCCCAGCUACAGGUUGAUGAUGAAAUUAUUGCCGUUAACAACACCAAGUUUUCACAUAAGGAUACACAGGAGUGGGAGGAAGCCAUGGCUAAUGCUCAAGAAACUGGCAAGCUAGUCCUGGACGUCAGGCGCCACGGGAAGUCUGGUUCACCUGAAACAAAGUGGAUCGAUACAACUUCUGGAGUUUACAGUUCAGAGAAGUCCUCCAAUCUGUCAGUAACAACUGAUUUCUCCGAAAGCCUUCAGAGUCCUAACACUGAAUCCAAAGAAAUCAAUGGGAUUCAUGAUGAAAGCCACACUUUGGAAUUAAAAGCAACUGAACCCAUUUCUUUGAAAAACUUAAAAAGACGAUCACAAUUUUUUGAACAAGGAAGCUCCGAUGCUGUGGUUUCUGAUCUUCCCGUGCCCACCGUCAGCGCGCCGAGUCGCCGGGCCUGGGACCAGGAGGAGGAGCGCAGGCGGCAGGAGCGCUGGCAGAAGGAGCAGGACCGCCUGCUGCAGGAGAAGUAUCAGCGUGAACAGGAGAAACUGAGGGAAGAGUGGCAGAGGGCUAAGCAGGAGGCCGAGAGGGAGAACUCCAGGUACCUGGACGAGGAACUGAUGGUGCUAAACUCACACAGCAUUUCUCUGACUGCCCGGGAGCCCACUGUUGCCACCUGGGAGGCCUCCUGGAGUGAAGGGUCCAAGUCUUCUGACAGGGAAGGGACCCGGGCUGGCGAGGAGGAGAGGGAUCCGCAGCAGGAGGAGCAGAGAAAGCGGCUGCAGGAGCAACUGGUUCUGGAGCAAGAGAGGAAGCUGAAGGAACAGCAGUACCAGGAGGAGCAAGAGCAGAGGCGACGGGAGGCCCAGGCCCAGGCCGAGGCCGAGGCCGAGGCCCAGAGGCGCCGUGUGGAAGAGCAGAAGCACCAGGCGGAGAGAGAGAGGGAGACGUCGAUCAGAAUUUACCAGUACCGGAGGCCUGUUGAUUCCUAUGACCUAUCAAAGACAGAGGAAGAAUCUUCCGGUUUGCUUCCUAGUGACAGGAAUAAGUCCAAGUCUACCACUGAACUGCGUGAUUUUGCCACAAAUAAAAAUGGAAGCAGUAGAUCUUCAGACCGCAGUGGGGACACUAGCUCUUCCCAGAGGAGCUACAAGAAGGAGCCAGUCCCGUCGGGAGCAGAGUUGGAAAGACAGCAGAUCCUUCAGGAAAUGAGGAAGAGAACGUCCCUUCACAACGACAACAGCUGGAUCCGGCAGCGCAGUUCCAGCGUAAACAAAGAGCCAAUUAGCCUGCCGGGGACCAUGAGAAGAGGUGAAUCUCUGGAUCACCUGGACUCCUCCAGAUCCAACUCUUGGAAGCCAACCCCGUGGCUCGGUCAGUCCACGGGUAUCUAUGCCUCUUCCUCUGUUCAGGACUUCAGUCGCCCACCACCACAGCUGCUGUCCACCUCCAACCGUGCCUACCUGAGAAAUCCAUCCUCCAGCAUUCCCCCUCCUGCAGCUGGCCCUGUGAAGACCACAGCCGUGGGCAUGGCCACCACCCGCACCCCCACCCCACAGAGCCAUUCCCCUUCCACCUCACAGCCGGGCUCUCAGCCACGCAGCAGGUCAGUCAGUGGGAAGCGCGUGUGCUCCUACUGCAAUACCGUUCUGGGCAAAGGAGCUGCCAUGAUCAUCGAGUCCCUGGGGCUUUGUUAUCAUUUGCAUUGUUUUAAGUGUGUGGCCUGCGAGUGUGACCUCGGAGGCUCGUCCUCAGGAGCCGAAGUCAGAAUCAGAAGCAACCAGCUCUACUGCAACGACUGCUAUCUCAGAUUCAAAUCUGGACGGCCAACCGCCAUGUGAUGUAAGCCUGCACGCGAAAGCACUGUUGCAGAUAGAAGAAGAGGUGGUUGCAGCCGGUGUAGAUCUAUAAAUGUGUGUUGUAUGUCUUUUUUUGCUCCCUUUUAAAAAAAAAAGAAUAACUUUUUUUCCUCUUUAGAUUACAUAAGAACACUGUAGGCUUGGUGGAGCCUGUGUUUUGUUGUCAUUUAUUUAUAAGAAGGUAAUUAUGUGUGGGGGGAAAGGCGCAGUAUUUACUUUUUGAAUUCAAGUAUCAUAAAAGCACAAGGGGAAAAGUAAGAACUUAAAAUAUUUUUGAGGCUGAUAAUGAUCUAGUUUGACUUUCUAGUGGUGUUUUGAAAAGAGGGUAUUUUAUUGUUUUUUUUAAAAGGUUCUUAAACAUUUGAAAUAGUUAAUAUAAAUACCUAAUUUCAUCCGCUCUGUUUAUUGUAAUGUAUGCAAAAUUAAUGCAAACGUGUAUGGGAAAUUUUGUUAAAAUCCACCUCCAAAUUUGCUUCCUGUAUCCUGCUCUCCAUCUGUGUAAUAUGAUUUUUCAAUAUUUCGCCAUGUAACAUGUUAUUUGCUCGAUUAGGGGAGCUCUCUUUCUGCAUCAGAGUUACUGAUAAGCAAUUCCCAAUGGAAAGCUGCUUCCUUUCAUUGGUAACAAGUAACCAUGGUUUGUACACCAGAAGUUUUCUCCAGAAACCAGUGAGCAUUUCUGUUCAACUACAUUUGUAAAUAAAUUUGCUGAUGCCUUAACGAGUGGUUCCUUCUCU